Messenger RNA from Aspergillus homomorphus CBS 101889, 632 nucleotides. RefSeq lists its product as uncharacterized. Bases 38 to 388 code for a protein of 116 amino acids. The record is from RefSeq and is a predicted model, not a curated record. NCBI's taxonomy places the organism in Eukaryota, Fungi, Ascomycota, Eurotiomycetes, Eurotiales, Aspergillaceae. The transcript has a single exon.
CCCUACUCAACCCCCAGAAAAGCACCAGUGAAACUUCAUGCAUCUCUACCGUCAUUCAGAGACCUUAAGGUAUUUCUCGCAACCCCAUCACCCGGAUCAGCCCAUCGAAACUCAAAUCCCCAAUCACGAAAACCCCAACCCAACUAUUCCCUAUACGUCGAACAAAAUCACAAGAAAAAAGAAAAGCCCGAGGUUGUCAGAGAUCCCUGUCUUAUAUAGCCGGCUAGUCGCCCGCGACCGCCCCCUCUGUGUUCAGUUUCUUUUUGUAGCUGAUGCUUAUAGCGAGACAAGCUCGAUCACUCGCAACGCAACUAUCUCGCAGCAGCAGCAACAACAGCAGCAGCAACAGAAACAGAAACAGCCCAAGCGACAUUCUUUGAAUCUUUAACUACGCGCAGAAUAUCCGCCCUAUGCAAAAAAAGUGAUCGUUCGUCCUGUGCAGCCCUUUCAUCGGGAAAGGCCCAAGACAACUCAUACACGCACACAUUGUCCUUCACCUGUCCUAGCUGCGAACGGCCCCAUCGGUACAUUCUAGUAGACAGUCAAACCCGAGUCGACCGACUACUGUUCACUGCACCAACUGCCUUUUCUUCCAUACUUGAGAUAAUGUCCACAUCAUCCUAAACCGAUCC